Messenger RNA from Cololabis saira (Pacific saury), 1358 nucleotides. RefSeq names its product zinc finger protein 543-like. NCBI's taxonomy places the organism in Eukaryota, Metazoa, Chordata, Actinopteri, Beloniformes, Belonidae. Gene Ontology annotation, molecular function: RNA polymerase II cis-regulatory region sequence-specific DNA binding; DNA-binding transcription factor activity. The record is from RefSeq and is a predicted model, not a curated record. Bases 22 to 1059 code for a protein of 345 amino acids. Gene Ontology annotation, biological process: regulation of transcription by RNA polymerase II. The transcript has 2 exons.
CUUUCUUUUUCCUCUUCAACAAUGUCUAAGGUGAAUCAUCUGAGAGAGUUUAUCGGUCAGCGACUAACAGCAGCUGCUGUAGAAAUAUUGUCAGUGUUUGAAAAAAGCAUCUCGGAGUAUGAAGAAGAGCUCGACCGUCAGCGCAGACUGUUGGACCUCGCCUGGAAACCUGAAAUCAGACUCCACAGAGUCGAACUCCCACAAGAAAAUGUUUGUAAGGUGGAGGAGGACGGGGUGUUCAGUGACCAGCACCUGGAUAACCUGGAGAGGAGCUGCAGCCCGGACCAGGAGGAACCAGGGCAUCAACAGACUACAGAACUGAAGGAAGACUCCAGCGGUCAGGAGAUGAAGCACAAGGACGUAGAGGUGGAUGUCUCAUUGGUCAAUGUCGCUGAUGUGAAAGUUGAAAAUGGUGAACCAGGACCAAACUGUGGCCAGCUGCUGUUGCACACUUCUCCUGAAGCCCAAAACAAAGAUGAGGAAGGGACUGAAAGUUUACGCUCAGACUCCAGUAAAACUGCAGAUCCGGAGCCAAUGAGACGACACGGUGACCACGAAGAUGCUGCUGUCCCGUCAGACAGCAACUGUAAAUCAAAGCUGACCAGGACCCACACAGGGAAGAAGGCGUUUUCUUGCAGCACUUGCAGGAAAGAGUUCAGUAAAAGUAGUAAUUUAAUGGAUCACAUGAAGAUCCACACUGGCGAAAGGCCGUACCUGUGCUACACCUGCAACAAAACCUUUACUAGAUCAUCACAUCUUAAAAGCCACAUAUACACGCACACGGGCGAGAAGCCCUACAUCUGCAAAACAUGUGGAAAAAGUUACACACAACGUUCCACCCUGGUGGUUCACUCGAGGAUCCACACUGGUGAAAGGCCGUACCUGUGCAACACCUGCAGCAAAACCUUUGCUGAUUUAUCAAAUCUUAAACGGCACAUAACCAUGCACACGGACGAGAAGCCAUAUUUGUGCAAGACGUGCAACAAAGGUUUUAGCUGCAGAAUUGAUUUGCUGAGUCACAUGAAAAAUCACCCGGAGGAGAAGUCUAGCGACUCGUGACAAAUGAAGCUCAUGUUGUCGUCCUCCGGGGGCAGCUGUCCACUCCUGUCUGACCCACAGAAGAAGAACCUGCAGAAGUCCAACCACCACCUCCUGCGGCUGAUGAGCCUAAUCCCCUCCCCACAAGGGUUGCAGGUUCAACCCGGAUUUAUGCUUCUCCGUCAACUUGACGCAGAGGGAACGAUGUGGUUGUGUACUUUUUUUUAAAGUUCUGCAUUGAGUUUGUUUGAAUCCCUGUUCCUUCUUAAAACUGUGUUAUUUGUUGCUGUUGGUAACUUGCUGUCUCCACGGUGCAAAUA